UCGGUGGUUCGGCCCCGCCCCGGGGCGGCCCCGCCGCUGCCGGUCCCGGUGCCGCCGCUGCCCGCGGGCUCGGGGCCCGGCCCAGCCGCGCGGGAGGAGCCGCGGUCGGCGAGAGCCCCGGGCAGCGUCCGCCUCCUGCGCUGGAUGAGCGGCGGGGCCGGAGCGGCGGGGCCGGCAGGAGGACGCCGGGAAGAGCCGUGACCGCCAGCAGGGACCCUCCGGGCCCCCCGUGCAGCGCCCCGGGCCCCGCACGAGCCCCGCGCCGACCUUCCUGCAGCCCCGGCCCUGCUGGCACCGUCCCAGGAUGUGGUGCCGGAGCCUGGCGGGGCUGCUGGGGCUGCCGGCCCGGCGCAGCGGGAGCAGCAGCGGGAGCUCCAGCCGCAGCGGGAGCAGCAGGGGGAGCAGCAGCCGCGCCGGGAGCAUCUCCAGCCGUGGGAUCAGCAGCCGCCGCCCGGCGGGGCCGCCCCCGGGCCCAGGGCCCGUCCUGGCUGCUGCAGCUCGCUGGCAUCACACGGCCCCGGAGUCCCUCAAGUGUGCCUGGCAGUUACACCGGGACCAUCUAGAGCUGCGCUACGCCGAGACGCUGAUGCGCCUGGACUUCGUGUGGCUGCGCGACCACUGCCGCUCCGCCUCCUGCUACAACGCCAAGACCCACCAGCGCAGCCUGGACACGGCCAGCGUGGACCUGGGCAUCAGGCCCCAGGCCGUGAGGGUGGAGGGGGCCACGCUCUUCCUCACCUGGCCAGACGGGCACGUGACGCGCUAUGGGCUGGAGUGGCUGGUGAAGAACAGCUACGAGGGGCAGAAGCAGCAGGUGAUGCACCCACGGAUCCUCUGGAAUGCUGACAUCUACCACCAGGCCCAGGUCCCGUCCGUCGACUGCCGGAGUUUCCUGGAGACAGACGAGGGGCUGAAGGAAUUCCUGCAGAACUUCCUGCUCUACGGGAUCGCUUUCGUGGAGAAUGUCUCUCCCACCAAAGAGGACACUGAGAUCCUGGCAGAAAGGAUCAGCCUCAUCAGGGAGACCAUUUAUGGCCGCAUGUGGUACUUCACCUCUGACUUCUCCCGGGGGGACACAGCCUACACCAAGCUGGCCCUGGACCGGCACACGGACACCACCUACUUCCAGGAGCCCUGCGGCAUCCAGGUGUUCCACUGCCUGAAGCACGAGGGCACGGGUGGGAGGACACUGCUGGUGGAUGGUUUCUAUGCAGCAGAGCAGGUUCUGCAGCGAGCCCCCGAGCAGUUUGAGCUGCUCACCAAGGUGCCCCUGAAGCACGAGUACGUUGAGAACGUGGGAGGCUGCCACAACCACAUGAUCGGCGUCGGGCCCGUCCUCAACGUCUACCCCUGGAACAACGAGCUCUAUCUCAUCAGGUACAACAACUACGACCGGGCAGUGAUCAACACAGUGCCGUACGACGUGGUGCACCGCUGGUACGCCGCGCACCGCACCCUCACCGCCGAGCUCCGCCGGCCCGAGAACGAGCUCUGGGUCAAGCUGAAGCCGGGCAAGGCCCUGUUUGUGGACAACUGGCGGGUGCUGCACGGUCGGGAGGCCUUCACGGGCUACCGGCAGCUCUGCGGCUGCUACCUCACCCGGGACGACGUGCUCAACACGGCGCGGCUGCUGGGCCUGCAGGCCUAGCCCCGGCCCCUGGGGGCAGCCCCGGGGCCACCAGCACCGCCCCCCGGGCCACCAGCACCGCCCCCGGGGCCGCCACAUCGCACAUACCUCAGACACCUGCACCCUCUCCAGGCAGCUCCCGACGCCUGCUCGGGAGAGGGAGCAGGUGGAAGCCAAAGGUGAUGGAAGCUUUAUGGGACCACGUUCUGCCUUGGGGCUGCCCGUGUCCCCAGCCUGCUGCUUCCAGCCCAUCAGCUCUGCUGGGGAGGUGCUCAUCACACUAUGAGAAGUGUUCCUCAGUUAAGUGCCUUCAGGAUUGGAAAUCUCAGCAGUUUUCCCUGUUGUUCAGCCUUUGUUUUUUUUUCAGCUGGCAGCUCUGGGUUGGGUGUUUUAUCUUGCUUUUAUAGCAGAGCAGAAUGGAAUUUUGUGGGAUCUUGUCUCACCCCAGGCUGGACUUCACCCUUUCCAGAGAAAAUUCAUGUCUGUCUGAUGGAAGUGCCACUGCUCACCCUGAGGGAAGGUGGCAUAUUUUAGUGUCUUUCUUCUUAAACACACUACAUGCCCCUGCAGCAGUCCCUGACACAGGCUGUGCUGCUGGAGAGGUGGCCUAGGAGGGGAACCUGGUAUAGUUUAGGGUAUUCCUGAGAAAGUUUAAUGUAGAAGGAGAGGAGAAAGUAGCAAUGUUGGGAAGGAGCGAUGACAGUGUUAGAUGAGGGAUGUAUUCUGACAUUUCUUGGGUGUCCAGUGGUGUAAGGCUGGUGUUCCUCCUGCCUGUUACACCCUGCUGCCAUCAAGGGCAAAGGCUCAGCAGCUGCAGUGUUUGCUGACCAGUUUCCCACUGUGCCUGCUUUUCCAGCUUUGCUGGAGAAGGAGUUGAUGUUGGGUCCUUGUUACACUGGCUGCUGGGUGAGGCUGGCCAGGUCUUUUCCACCAGAUUCUCCUGGCUGUGGAGACAAUGAACAUGAAGGUGCCCUGCAGCUCCUGCUGGCUGGUGAGUGAAUCACUCUGGACGUGGAAAGGCCACAGUGUAAGGAACAAAAGCAAAUCCUGAUAUUGCUAGAAACAUUAGGAUUUUAGAACCAAGAAGAGAUUUUAGGAUUUUUUUUCUUUUUCAUUCUUCCAUAUCUUUGGGGGUGUUCACUCUGCUCUGACUAGACCGUAAGCCAGGGCUGGUCCCUUUCCCUCCUGGCUCCUCUGUGCAAGCAAGAUGUCCAAGGUGCAAGUGCAGCACAAUGUGUCUGUGCUAAACAUGCUGCCCCCAUUUAAUCUAAGUACUGGCGAUAUAGAUUCUAGUGUUCAGAGACACUCUUGGCAGCUUCUCUUUAUGCAGGCUGAACUGCCUGUUGCUGCCAUUCCCAGGGGUUCCCCUGCUGCAGUUACCAGGAGCUGGAAGGGGUUUCUGAGCCCAGGCUGUUGGCCAGAAGAUGUGGUAGCAGGGCUAGUUUCACCCCCUGGCCUGGAGCACAGGGAAGGGAUGCUGGCAAAAACCAAUCUCUGUGUUCAUUGACAAAGGAGAGGACAUCUGAAGUCCUUGAGCAGGGGAGCCUUCUUUCAAAUUAUUUGAGGGUAGCAUGGGUUCCUGAGCUCUUCUUGCCUGUGUGCCCCCAGGAUACAAGGGACAGUGUGUGGGGUUAGUGUGGAAACCUUCCUGUGGUCAAUGAGCUGGGCUUUACCCCCAGCUCAGGGGACCUCUCUCUGUGUCAGCUGCAAGCUGGAAACCUGCUGCCAGAGGACUCUGGCUGGCAGGAGGGACAACCAACCAAAGUGCAUUGAUGAGGGACUGUUGUGACAUGGGUGCCUUUCUGACAGGGACAUGGGGACUGUGGCUGCUGCCAGGGGCUCUGGGCUUCACCCACCAGCCAGCUCCAAACCAACCUGCUCCUCAGGGGGGUGUGUGAGCCGUGCUGGGAUGUUGCUCACACAGAGGGAGCACAUUUCCCCACAGCUACCCUCACAUUCCUGUGCCCACCCCCACAGCAAAAUGUGGAGAGGGCAGAGCUUUGUCUGAUCCUUGUGCUUCACUUUCCCAAGAGGGCUACAUUCUUGCAGAGCAGCUUGUGAGCAUCACAGCCUCAUUUAAAGGAAGGGGACAGGUUGGCAGUUGGUGCCUGGCUGCUGCAGGCACUUGUGCCAUGUUAUGGAGCAGGUUUGCUUUGCUGUAAGGAUCUCGGACCAGUUUUUGUAAUCAAGCCUUUUCAAUUCUUUCAGCACUAAAUGCUGAACUGCUUCCUUCUCCUUCCCCCUGCCCUGGUGAUCCAUUGUGUGUGUUUUGGAAAAUGUCUUAAACUAAGACAUCAAGCCUUCAAAUAAAGGAUUUAUAAAGUGGUCAGCUUAAUAAAAUAUAUAUUUUAAGUAGUCAUGAACUUGAAAAAUAAAUGUCUGUAUGACUUAACAAAGGUGGAAUAAACGCGAGGAGCAGUAAA
Molecule: messenger RNA, 4050 nt
Organism: Apus apus (common swift)
Lineage: Eukaryota; Metazoa; Chordata; Aves; Apodiformes; Apodidae
Gene: TMLHE
Product: trimethyllysine hydroxylase, epsilon
Exons: 9
Coding region: 305-1648 (447 amino acids)
Biological process (GO): carnitine biosynthetic process
Cellular component (GO): mitochondrion
Molecular function (GO): trimethyllysine dioxygenase activity; iron ion binding
Source: RefSeq, a predicted model, not a curated record